Molecule: messenger RNA, 3753 nt
Organism: Penaeus vannamei (Pacific white shrimp)
Lineage: Eukaryota; Metazoa; Arthropoda; Malacostraca; Decapoda; Penaeidae
Source: RefSeq, a predicted model, not a curated record
GCUAACCCUUCCUUCCCCUUGCAGAGAACGCCAUGGGCCUCGUCGGGUCGGCCAAGCGAGUCCUCCGUGCCCCACGCGAGCCAUGCGCCGAGGGGGGACGCUGCUGCUGCUGUGGUGCUCCUUCUGCUACCUCGUGUUCAGGUUCUCCGGCCAGGACGAGUCGGCGUUCAACCACGCGGGCACGAUGACGGGCCGCCUCCUGCUGCAGAAGAUCGUGGAGACGCGCGCGCCGCCGGUGGCCACCACGGAGGCCAGCUCACCCAACGCCACCACGGAGUUCAACCCCCAUGAGCUCGAGCCCUCCAUCGACAAGUCCCCCUCGCUCUCGGAGAAGGACCUGGCGGCGCAGAUCCAGGGCCUGAUCCCCAACCUGCCCGUGGAGUACUGGCAGAAGUACAAGGGCAAGGUCCUCUCCAAGAACAAGACCUGCGCCAAAUUCCCUUCCCUCUACGACAUCAGCUUCAACAACAUGUACUGGCAGACGCUGCAGACGAGCAACGGCACCUUCCACCUGUACGGCGCCUACUACGACAACCGCACGCUGGUGGCGAUGAAGCCGGUGAUCAGGGUCCUGGGCAUGAUCAACCGCCUGGAGCCGCGCGUCAAGACCUUCUGCCAGCUGUGGUUCGACGGCUACAAGGAGCCCGUGUUCGCCAAGGUGUGGGAGUACAAGUACAUCUGGUACAAGAAGUGGGGCAAUUACAAGAACGGCCUCUUCCAGCCCUACCUGAUCGCAUGCCAGGUCCCGCCAGGCUACAGGCACCUGGUCCCCGAGUCAGUGUCCUUGGUGGAGCGCCCUUGCGACAUGGCCACCACCAACCUCAGGGUCAUCAACAACCGGCCUCCAAACGGCAAGAAGGAGGACUUCGCCGUGUGCGUGAAGGGGCUCGACUUCCUGCAUGACGACCUGAGUGUGCGCCUAGUGGAGUGGCUGGAGAUGCUUUUCCUGCUGGGGGCGCACAAGGUGUUCCUCUACGACCUGGAGGUCCAUCCCAACAUCUCCAAGGUGCUCAACUACUAUGAGGAGCAGGGGCGCGUCGAGGUCACGAAGCUGACCCUGCCUGGCGAGCAGCCCAACAUCCCCGGCCUCAUCCACAUGUACCUCAAGUCGAAGGUCACGAACAAGAGGCAGAACGAACUUAUUCCCUACAACGACUGCCUCUACAAAAAUAUGUACCGCUACAAGUACAUUGCCUUGCUGGACACCGACGAGGUCAUCAUGCCCAAGAGCUCCAUGACGUGGAAGUCCCUGAUGGAGACGGUGGUGCCCAAGGCCCUCAAGACCAAGAAGGACCCCCGCGCGUCCUACAAUGUGCGGAACGUCUACUUCAUGGACACGAUGCGCCACACCCACGGCUGGUUCAGGGAGAUCCCCCACUACAUGCACAUGCUGCAGCACGUGUACCGCUCGCGCAACUACACUAAGCCCGGCCAGUACGUGAAAUGCUUCCACGACCCCGGCCGCGUCCUCACGCUGCACAACCACUUCCCUCUCUCGUGCCUCGGCGGCGGCUGCUCCUCCUACGCCAUCGACACCGAAGACGCGCACCUGCAGCACUACCGAGCCGACUGCGUGACCACCCUGAAGAAGUCCUGCUCCACGGAGUACAAGAACCAUACCAUCCUCGACACCACCAUAUGGAGGUACCGGGAGCCGCUGGUGGGGCGGGUCACGGACACCCUCGUGCGCCUGGGCUUCUUCACCCCUGGCACGGCGUCCAGACCCAACGACCCCCCCGCGUCGGCCGUCAGGAGAAAGUGAUCCCCCGCGCUCUAGUGAGUCGCCGAAGGUGGUGUUGUCCAUGUGCCUUACCUGGUGUGAUCCGCCCGCAGUCAGGGUCAAGCGUUGCCCUUCCGAGUCCCGAUAUCAUCCUCACUGUCAAGUCCUCCUCCCCUCCCUUUGCCACCUCCUUCCUCCCCCUGUGCCUCCGCCGAGGUGGAGGGUGGCAUCGUCCCUGUGGUGAUUCUUGCGACAUAUCUUCAUGCUGUGUGAGUGGGCGUGGCGGCGCGGCAGGACUGUCUGAAGUGUCACGACCUCCCGCAUAUUCGCCAGCGUCGGGCAUAAAUGUCGAGAACGUGGUUUAUUCACCUCUAGUGACGCGUGUGUCUUUUUAUAUAUUAGAAGGGUAUUGGAUAUUUUUAUGAACGGUGAAUGCUUAUGAAUAAUAUAGCCAGAUUCCCAUUUGGAAACUGAAAACAAUAUUAGCUAAAGCACAACUUCAGGUGCCACCAUCAGCUGCUGUAGAGAGAACAGCGUAAAUAUAUCUGCACAAAUUCAUUUCCCAACAGAUUUAUUAUUCAGUGUUUGUGGCUUAGUAUCUUAAAACGUAAAACCAGUAUGAUCCAUAUCUUCUCUCACGAGGGAGGGACAGUCACCGGUGUGGAAUACGAAGACUCAACUGUGAUUUGUAGACUGUACGACCUUACAAAGCAGUAAUGUAAAUAUAGCUUAGGAUUAGCAAAUUUCGCCCUCCAUUGUCACUAGGUCAAGCUCCGGCCACGCGAGGGCCGGCUUCUCUGUGUUGUGCGUCAGUUUCAUCUUUAUUUUAUUUGGGGUUUUCAUAUUUAUCAGUAUUAAGGAAAUUGCAAAAGACAAUAUUAAUAUUGAAAUGUUUUAUUUGUUUGUUGAAUUUUGUUUGUUUUUUGCAGGGUGGGUCGGAGGCGAACAACCGUCUUUGCUUUGAGAUUAAACCUAUUUAUAUUAGGGUCACGCAUAUCAAAACUACAAUAUCAACAAAUGUGAAAUGUUAAAUAAUGAUAGCAAAACAUUUUCAACAUGUCAAUUUUUCAUUCAGUUUGCAGGUGUCCCAUUGCGUGCAAACGACCUCAAGUACUUAAGACCCAAUAAUGUGUGAUAAUGAAUAAACCACAACAUAUCAGUGCUAGGAAGUGAAACCAUAUUUUAAAGUUCUUUCAUUGACAGCAAGGAGAAACUGCCAGAUUUCUCAGCCAAAGCCAUGAUAAACUGAUUACGAAGGCAAGUCCUUAUACAAUUGGACUUCAUCGGGUAAUAAUAGUCGUUGACAUGGUUAUUUGUUUAAGCCGAUUACUUCGCUUUCAUUUCAUUAUUAUAAUUAUUAUUUUAUUCAUAUUUAGUCAUUUUCGUUUUAUUCUAUUUAAACAGUUUUGUAAAACAACGUUGUCUACGGGAAAAUGAAAUGCAUUAGAGCGUCGAUACUAUCGAUGCCUUUAUUAUUUAGAAACUACUAUCAAUCAUUCUUCUUAAGUUAUUCCUCUCUUCAUUUCACAUUUUGUGCCUUUUUCAUUAACCAUUCCGUUCGUGUUAAGUCUGCUUUCAUUCUUCUCGCACGAUAAAAAUGAAAAGAAAGAAAAUUGAAUUGUAUUAAGAUUUUUGUUUCAGGUGUGAGAGGACGACUAGACCUUUAAUUUCUAUUUAAUUUGGUGUUGUUUCGUGGUAAAACAAAUGAUAAUUGCACGUGAAAACAGACCUUAGUUAUAUAAUUGAUGCUUUAAAAAAGAAUGUUGUAUUUUUUCCUCUCCUUUCCUGUAUUUAUAACGUGCCCUGUUUGUUGAUAAAGACAAAUUGGCACCUGUUUGUUUUGCAUAGACUAUUAAGGUUGAACGUGACUUCUCUGUGAAUAGGCAACCAGGGGUAAUUUCUGCCAGGCAACCUUUUUCUCUUGAAUCAUCCAAUCAUAUUCAUUUUGAGUGCCAUUUUCAUUAAUGCCUUCUGUAUAUAUUAAACUUAAGUCCGUUUUUUGUAUCGAACACUUAAUAAAGCUGUAAAAGUUU